This is a messenger RNA of Aspergillus caelatus, 2121 nucleotides long. Its product is annotated as major facilitator superfamily domain-containing protein. Gene Ontology annotation, molecular function: transmembrane transporter activity. Bases 436 to 2103 code for a protein of 555 amino acids. Gene Ontology annotation, biological process: transmembrane transport. NCBI's taxonomy places the organism in Eukaryota, Fungi, Ascomycota, Eurotiomycetes, Eurotiales, Aspergillaceae. The record is from RefSeq and is a predicted model, not a curated record. The transcript is spliced from 4 exons.
UCGGCGCACUACUCCACGGAUGCCCAAGAGUGUUCUCCCGUAAAGUGGCCUAUCAUAUCCUCUCGUUUCUUUGUCCGAAAGGUGGGCUUGAGCGGAUACCGAAAAAGCAAGGUAGGUUUAAUAGUGCGACUUGUGCCGUGGAGUCCGACUCUCUCGCGCCUUGAAAGAGAGUGCAGUGAGUGAUGUGUAUGGAAGCGUAGGCAAUGUUGGUCUGGAUCAUUUUUUAACAUAGUGUAGUUGAUAAUCUAGGAGGAAAUAAUGUUGGAUUGCAUAUGGACCCCCUAUAGAUCGUUGUGUGAGACCUUUUUCGCCUAAGGUUGAUUUUCCGAAAGUAUUGUCCACUUCUGUGAGAAGCUAACAAGAGCUACAUUUAAGCCUUUUCUUUCGCUCAAUGCUCGUUUUCGAGUGAGGGCUACUGUGUCAAUUCUGGUAAAGAUGACAGGCGAAACACCAUCUGACUCGCGUGCCUUGCACGACGAAGAUCGAUCAGGCACCGUAAUGUCCAAGGAGGGCGCGGACGACUUCAAACUGGGGACACGUGGACUUCUGGUGUUUUUGGCGCUGUCGGUGCUGUCACUGAUGGCUGCUCUUGAUGGAACAUCUGUGUCUGUUGCCCUUCCGAUCAUGUCGGAAGACCUGCAUGGAACGGCUAUUGAAUCCUUCUGGACUGGAACAUCAUUCCUCUUGACAUCUACAGUGUUUGAGCCAAGCUUUGCCAAUUUAUCAAAUGUGUUUGGCCGACGCCCAGUCAUUCUUUUUUCCAUUCUACUAUUCUUCGUCGGGGCUUUAGUGUCGGGUAUCGCCAAAAACUUUACAUAUAUGCUCGUCGGACGGUCAAUUCAGGGUGUCGGGGGUGGUGGAAUCAUCGCGCUCACUGAAGUCAUUGUGACCGAUGUAGUGCCUUUGAGACAACGAGGCCAGUAUCUGGGCAUUCUUAGCGCGAUGUGGAGUAUUGGAUCUGUGACUGGUCCUAUCCUUGGAGGUGGAUUUGCGGAGGAUGUCACCUGGAGAUGGGUUUUCUACAUUAACUUUCCCUUUAUUGGAGUCGGAGUGGUAUUCGUCGCUAUGUUCCUGAACCUGAGCCCGAUCCCAGGUUCAGUAGUGGAGAAGCUCCGCUCCAUAGACUGGCUCGGAGCAGUGAUCUUCAUCGGAAGCAUGACAUCUUUCCUCAUUCCAUUAACUUGGGGCGGGGUGCUGUACGCAUGGGAUUCAUGGCGUACUCUUGUACCCAUUAUCGUAGGCCCCUGUGGCCUGGUCGCAUUCGCAUUUUACGAAUACUACGUCGCCGAGUACCCUAUGAUCCCACCAAGUAUCUUCAAUAACAGGACAGCAACAGUGACUUACAUCGGAAGUGUUGUCCAGGGACUAGUUCUGUGGUGUGUCUUGUACUAUCUUCCAUUAUACUUCGAGGCUGUAAAGCAGUACUCUCCAAUCAUUGCUGGUGUAGCGCUCUUUCCUCAGACCUUCACUGUCGCCCCCAGCGCUAUUAUUGUGGGAUUUGCAAUUACUAAAACAAGCAGCUAUCGGUGGGCUGUCUGGUCCGGAUGGGUGCUUUCAACCCUUGGAAUGGGGCUGAUGUGCUAUAUUAAAUCGGAUAGCAGCAUCCCCCAAUGGCUUUUCAUCAACCUGGUCAGCGGCCUGGGGCUGGGCGUCCUUUUCCCAGCCCUAACAUUCGCCGUGCAGGCUGCAACACCCAGUGAGAACCUGUCAAUGGCCGUGGCCAUGUUUAGUUUCUUCCGUGCACUGGGCCAAUGUAUUGGCGUUGCUGUUGGGGGUGUGGUUUUUCAGAACCAAAUGAAAAAGAACCUCUUGAAAUACCCCAGUCUGGCGCCAAUGGCUGACACGUAUAGUCAGGAUGCAGCGGGUCUUGUCAGAGCAAUUGCGGGUAUGGCAGAUGAGAGUGAGAAGAAUAAUUUGAAAGAUGCGUAUACAGAUAGUCUGCGGGUCGUGUAUGCUGUCUGUUGUGCCAUAUGUGGGAUCGCGCUCUUCACAAGUCUAUUGACGAAGAGCUAUGACCUAGAUCAGGUUUUGAACUCGGCGCAAGGACUGCAGACGGAGAGAACGGCGGCGGAUGAGGAGGAAAGUAAGGAGAAAGGAAAAUAGGCCUCUGCUAUAGCUAAG